Myotis brandtii (Brandt's bat) is the source of this 3550-nucleotide messenger RNA. RefSeq names its product cyclin-dependent kinase 16 (gene CDK16). Gene Ontology annotation, cellular component: synaptic vesicle; cytoplasm; nucleus. Gene Ontology annotation, molecular function: ATP binding; protein kinase activity. The transcript has 16 exons. Gene Ontology annotation, biological process: neuron projection development; protein phosphorylation; exocytosis. The coding region runs from base 564 to 2339 and encodes 591 amino acids. NCBI's taxonomy places the organism in Eukaryota, Metazoa, Chordata, Mammalia, Chiroptera, Vespertilionidae. The record is from RefSeq and is a predicted model, not a curated record.
GUUAUCCAUGAAAAAGGUAAUAUUUGAGCAAUGGCCUGAAGGGGGUGAGGGAGUGAACUGUUUGAGAAAUCUGGGGGAAGGGUAUUUCAGGUACCGGGAACAGCUAGGGCAAAGGCUCUGAGGUGAGACUGCUGGGUGUGGUUGCAGAACAGCAACUAGCAGUGAUUGAGGGGUAGGUGAGGCCAGAGAGAUAAUAGGGGUGAAUGGGGUCAGACCAUGUGAGCCACAUUGAGGACUGGAGCAUUUAUUGGGUGUGAUAAGGGAGAUGUGGUGCGUUCUCAAGUACAGGAGAAAUGUGACCUGGCUUGUAAAAGUCUGGGUGAGACCCUAUGAAUCCCAACCUGAUUGAACCUUUCUGGCAGCCGGCAGGUUAGCUUGUACUCAUUGAGGUCCCCCCCCCACCUCCAAUUAGUGGUUGUGUCUGGGCCAGACCCUCCUCCCCCUACACCCCUCACUUGGGUAGAUCAGUGGCGUAGUCCACUAGUCACCAUGACGAUGGUUGCUAGGAGAGGUUAGAGGUCUUUGUGGCCAUAUAGAGCAGGCUGCCUUGGCAGUUGGGGGUGAUGUUGGGUUGGUGCCGGCAGAAAAUGCCUUUCUACGAGCGUGUCCAGGGUUAUGUCAGUUGUUCUGAGGUCCUGGGCAAUUCCCCCUCUCCACCCAUGGCCAGGUUCAUCACUGCUGCUGCACCCAAGAAUACCUGCUGCUCCCACAGGGGGGCUGCCUCCCUAGAAACCUGCGUUCCAUCGGUUGGACCUUUGCCCUCAGCCAUCCACCCAAGACUCGGUACUCAGGUCGCCAUGGAUCGGAUGAAGAAGAUCAAACGGCAGCUGUCAAUGACACUCCGAGGGGGCCGAAGUGUAGACAAGACCAACAGUGCCCCUGAACAGAUAGGCCUGGAUGAGAGUGGCGGUGGUGGCGGCAGUGACCUUGGAGAGGCCCCCACCCGCGCUGCCCCAGGGGAGCCCUGCUCUGGGCGGGGACUACUCAGCUCUGCACCAGAGAUUGUACAUGAGGACUUGAAGAUGGGGUCUGACUUGAAGAUGGGAUCUGAUGGGGAAAGUGACCAGGCUUCAGCCACGUCCUCAGAUGAGGUGCAGUCACCAGUGAGGGUGCGCAUGCGCAACCAUCCUCCUCGCAAGAUCUCCACUGAGGACAUCAACAAGCGCCUCUCACUACCAGCUGACAUCCGGCUGCCCGAGGGCUACCUUGAGAAGCUGACCCUCAAUAGCCCCAUCUUUGACAAGCCCCUCAGCCGCCGCCUCCGCCGUGUCAGCUUGUCGGAGAUUGGCUUUGGGAAACUGGAGACCUACAUCAAGCUGGACAAGCUGGGGGAGGGUACCUAUGCCACCGUUUACAAAGGCAAAAGCAAGCUCACAGACAACCUUGUGGCACUCAAGGAGAUCAGACUGGAACAUGAAGAGGGAGCACCCUGCACCGCCAUCCGAGAAGUGUCCCUGCUUAAGGACCUCAAACAUGCCAACAUCGUCACUCUACAUGACAUUAUCCACACGGAGAAGUCCCUCACCCUUGUCUUUGAGUACCUGGAUAAGGACCUGAAGCAGUACCUGGAUGACUGUGGGAACAUCAUCAACAUGCACAACGUGAAACUGUUCCUGUUCCAGCUGCUCCGUGGCCUGGCCUACUGCCACCGGCAGAAGGUGCUACACCGAGACCUCAAGCCCCAGAACUUACUCAUCAACGAGAGAGGAGAGCUCAAACUGGCUGAUUUUGGUCUGGCCCGGGCCAAGUCAAUUCCAACGAAGACCUACUCCAAUGAGGUGGUGACCCUGUGGUACCGGCCCCCCGACAUCCUGCUCGGGUCCACAGACUACUCCACCCAGAUUGACAUGUGGGGCGUGGGCUGCAUAUUCUACGAGAUGGCCACAGGCCGGCCCCUCUUCCCAGGCUCCACAGUGGAGGAGCAGCUGCACUUCAUCUUCCGCAUCUUGGGAACCCCAACUGAGGAGACAUGGCCCGGCAUCCUGUCCAAUGAAGAGUUCAAGACACACAACUACCCCAAGUACCGUGCCGAGGCCCUUUUGAGCCAUGCACCACGGUCCCCUUGUCCUUGUGGUAGACUUGAUAGCGAUGGGGCUGAUCUCCUCACCAAGCUGCUGCAGCCCCCACCUCAGUUUGAAGGUCGCAAUCGGAUCUCUGCAGAGGACGCCAUGAAACACCCAUUCUUCCUCAGUCUGGGGGAGCGGAUCCACAAACUUCCUGACACUACUUCCAUAUUUGCACUAAAGGAGAUCCAGCUACAAAAGGAGGCCAACCUUCGCUCUUCGUCGAUGCCUGACUCAGGCAGGCCAGCUUUCCGUGUGGUGGACACCGAGUUCUAAGCCACAGACCCAGGCCCCAGCAGGCAGCAGCUGGAGGGAUGCCACACCCCUCACAGGGCAGCCCCCAACUGCAUCCUCCCUUGCUUGCUGCCUGCCCACCUGCCUGAUCCAUGCUCGCCUGCCCACGUGUUCCCUGCUGCCUGUCCAAACAUCCAUUGGCCUGUCUGCUGGGUGCUAACAAAGCUCUCAUCGCUCCUUCACCUGGUCUGUCUGUCUCUCUCUCUGUCUUAGUAGUAGCCGGCGGACAGCAUGGCCGUGCCAGCCUCCCACACUGAGGCCAGGCCUAUCGCCCUCCCUAUUAUACCCUCCCCCAGGACCACUACCCCAUGGCCAGCUAGGGGUCCGGCCAGCCCAGGCUCGGGAUCUCAACUCAGACAAGAUGUGGCAAUGCCUUGGGUUUGAGGUUCCACCUGCCUGCUUUCCUGCCUGCCCCACCUGCCUCAUGUUGUGUGGGCCUUUUUUUGUUUCAUUCAUUGUUGUUUUUUUAAUUAUUUUAAAUGAGGUUUUCAUUUUUUAAAUGCAAUAUCUCUGUGUACAGACUGGCUGGGCCCCACCCCCCGUGGCCCUCCCAAAGUAUUUUGUGCAAUGAAGCCCUGAUCCCAGCCUUUCCAAGGCAGGGACACAGCCCCUAUUCAGAACCCUGACCAUCCCCAGAUCCUGGGGUUGGCUAAGGGCAAGCAUGCCUCGACCACUCGCCUUCCUACACACACCCCCUCCCCACCACCUGCCAUCCCAGGCUGCAGGGGUACCUGAGGACUACCGGAGACUCUGGGAGAUGGACAAGUGGGGGCCCCCACUCUUUCCCUCCUGCAGUUCCAUAGCUGGGGCCUCCUUCCGUCUCAGGGUCUCCCCAGCCUAGCCCUCUUGCCCCCAUCCCACUCGGUGCUGUUGAGUAGGGGCCCUGCCAGGAACUGACCAACUCAGCGAGGAGCCAUAGUGUGUAUAUGUACACAGGCAGGGGCAGGCAUGUGGGGGGGAGUUGUGCCCAGGUGUUAACCCCUAACCCCUGGGGAGGGUGAGGCAGGGCAGGGACAGUCUCUGGGGUCAGUCCCAGAUGGGUGGUUACCUCCCCUUCCUCCACUCUAAACCCUGGGGCCUUCAAAUGGGGUGGGAGGGCAUGGGUGGGGGCCCUCCUAGUGGGGUUUGGGAGGUUGGGUUCCUGAAUGCACCAUAAUCGCUGUAUGAAACAUUAAAAAGUCUGAAGUGAAAAA